Scleropages formosus (Asian bonytongue) is the source of this 3685-nucleotide messenger RNA. RefSeq names its product myelin associated glycoprotein (gene mag). The coding region runs from base 516 to 2474 and encodes 652 amino acids. The record is from RefSeq and is a predicted model, not a curated record. Gene Ontology annotation, molecular function: sialic acid binding. NCBI's taxonomy places the organism in Eukaryota, Metazoa, Chordata, Actinopteri, Osteoglossiformes, Osteoglossidae. Gene Ontology annotation, cellular component: plasma membrane. The transcript is spliced from 12 exons. Gene Ontology annotation, biological process: cell adhesion.
CAAGCAUCUUGUGUAGAACAGAAAUAAAACGCUGCUCCUGCGUGUCUCCAAAGAUCACAAGUCACGGGAAGUUUGCAAAACACUGCAGGCUUUUGUGGGACUGACAGUGUAGGCUCUGGAUUUAUGAAUGGCCAGACAUGGGGAUGGAACAAUACUGGUACCCUGAAGAAGUGAUUUCCAUAUGGGGGGGGAAUUGAGUAUUACAGGGGCAGCUCGAUUAAGGAGGAGGAGAUUUUUUCUUCCCCUCCCAAUGGGGCUUGGUACAGAGAGAAGCUAGUGAGCCCCAUUACAGAGGGGGGAACAAACCAAGUUUGCUUGUUCUGUGUUUAUGUGGGAUAGGGAAGUUGAAGUUGUUAAGAAGAGAAAAGGCCCAUCAUCUAUCUGGUCCAUCUGCAAGAGUCGAGCAGGGAGGAAUCCACAUUACAUUGCGCAGCGCUUUCCACUCAGGGAAGACCACAAGGAAGCCUGUGGAGCACAAAAAGCUGGUAUGAGAAACACAGUGGUAGUCUGAAGAUAUGUGGUACUUAGAACUGCUGUUGCCUCUUUUGCUGCUUUUCAAAGAUGUCAGCGCACAGUGGAAUGUGUGGAUGCCGAGGGACAUCUCAGCCAUGACUAACUCAUGCGUGGUCAUUCCCUGCACCUUCAUGUACCCGUCGAGCAUACGGCCCUACCGGGGAGUGCAUGGGAUCUGGUACUUUGGCCAGCCUUACCCACAAUUCUUCCCCCCGGUGGUCUACAAAUCACGCACAGAUAUUGUGAAUGAGAGCUACAAAGGACGCACUAAGCUGCUGGGCGACCUCAACCAGAGAAACUGCACCCUGCGCAUCAGCAAUCUUGGAGCUGAGCAUUCUGGGAGGUACUACUUCCGCGCAGACCUCGGGGGCGCCAACAUCUUCACCUACCCUGACUUCUCCGAGCUCAAGGUGUUGGACCAGCCAAACGUUGACAUCCCUGAAGAGAUAGUUAGUGACACAAGCUUGGAUGUGACUUGCUACGCACCAGACAACUGUCCAGACAUGAGCCCUGAAAUUAGCUGGCUCUAUGCUGACUACCUGCCAGACCCCCAGUACAGCUCGGAAUAUGUGGAGGAGGGAAACACGGCGGUGUUGUCCAGCACACUCACCUUCACACCCAAGCCCAUGCACAAUGGCCAGCUGCUGGGCUGCCGUGUCCACUUUCCCAACACUAGCUUCGUCUAUGAGCGACUCAUUUACCUGGACAUCAAGUACCAUCCUCGCUCAGUGUGGGUGAAUGCAUCACGAGAGGUGAUGGAGGGAAGCUCAGUGACACUGUACUGUGAGGUGGACAGCAACCCCCCACCCAGAAUCUCCUGGAUGUUUGGAGAUCAGGAGCUGAUCUGGGACACAGCUUCAAACAUAUCCCUGCACCUGGAAGCAGUGGAUUCUCCUAAGGAGGGUGUCUACACUUGUGUGGCUGACAAUGGAUACGGCACCAUGAACAGUUCCAUGUACCUUGCAGUCAUGUACCCCCCAAGAGAACCCUGGGUGAAUGCCUCUGUCACGGUGCAGGAGGGCUCCACCGUGUUUUUACAUUGCAGCACCCAGGGCAACCCCCCUCCCACGCUCACCUGGCUGAAGGACGGCCUACUGGUGGGCACCAUCACAGCAGAGGAGAUGUCUGUACUGGAGAUUAUGGAAGUGACCCCGCAGGGUGACGGCACUUACCGCUGCCUGGCUGAGAAUGAGCAUGGGCGCUCCAGCAGCUCACUCAAUGUCACCGUCGAGUUUGCACCAAUACUUCUGGAGGAGUCCAAGUGCACAGUUGUGCGAGAGGGGGUCCAGUGUGUGUGUGUGGCCUCUGGCAACCCUGAGCCUAUCAUCGAAUUCCAGCUUCCCGACCUCAACAUCACCAUCAAUGACACAGAGAGCCGCUUCAACUACUACACACACACAGAUGGCUACACAGCCACAGGCAUGAUAAAGCUAAGGGAAAAGACCAACAAUGGGGGCAAUGGGGCAGCAGCAGUCAACGUGCACUGCCAUAUCAGCAACAUGUACGGCUCAGAGACUGUGCGGCUGGAACUCCAGCAAGAGAAGAAAUACAUGAUGGCGGUUGUCAUUGGGACCAUUGGUGGAGUGGCUGUCAUUGCCUUCAUCAUCGCUGCAGUGAGAUACGUGGGACGUAAUAACAAAAAAGAGAAUGGCAACCCUGGGCAGGACCUGGUAUCUAAGCUGGAGAACCCCUCAAUGUUCUACAGCGCAGUCAAGAAGGACAAACAAAAUCUGAGGAAGAAAGUGCUAAAGACUGAGCUAUUGGGCUCAAAGUUUAGCUCGAUCCUUGAAGAAACCUCCACGGGAGACGACGGAGAGUACCAGCCGGUGGGCUCCAUGGCUGACCUGGAGAAACAAGAGCUAAACUAUGCUGCCCUGGAAUUCAUUAGGGGUCGACCCCGAGAUGGGGCAUCUGUGCAGGGAGACGACGGCAGCGACUACACCGAGAUCAAGGCCAAAUGAAUCACACUGCUUCCCUGAUGCCCCAGCUGUGGGUGAUGCAUUGUGGGGGGUCCUUCUGCAUCUCUAUCUGAUUCCCAUACCUUCCACCAUCCCUUGCUCCCUAAAACAUCCUUUUCUCAUUUUGUUUUGCCCAAUACACUAACCUAGCAACUUCUCUGCACCCUCCAGACCCUUCCCAGCUGCACUGCUGUGGUCCUCUCUCCUACAGCCCCCUUUGGGAUGGCCGUUGCACGCUGUGUUGGAGUACGACACACUGAAUGACACUAAAACUCCAUUCAUUGUCAUGCCCAUAUGUUCACCCCACCAAGUACUUUAUCUUUUUUUGUCUCUGUAAGGUUUUGCAGUCACUCUGUGCUCUUUACUGAAAUGUCUGCUGCUGCUUUUCUUUUUAAUCUUUCCUCUUAUUAUUCCUCAUUGUCUCUUACUCCUCAUCUGUCACAUGGCUGCCCCACAUCUUUCUUGUUCUUUUGACUUCCUGUUGUGCUCAUGGCUGCUCUCACCCUACCUGUGUCCUCUAAAAGCUGUAGUGUCAGGGAACAGGGUUUGUAAACAUCUCUUCCCAAGUCCAGUUCUAGUUCUGAACAAACAACCUUCUCCACAGCAUGUUUUUCACACAUCAUGUGUGAAAAAAAGUAUAUUUUUCAUUGUGUUGUGUCUCUGCUUUGAUUUGCAGGGGUGUAAGUGUAGGUACAUAGAUGAGGUAGUGGUAGAAAUACAAGAACUUAGUUCUAAAGAUAUAAGGAUUGGGGUGUUGGGGGCAUAUGUUUGUGAUGGUUGAUAAUGCUCCCAUGACCCUUUAAGAAAUAUAAUGGAUGAAUUAUACAUUUCCGAUUUUCUAUUUUGAGCCUUCCAGGCUGAACAAGGCAAAUUUUGAAUUUUUAUUUGUGAGUUCUCCUCCUGUUUUCUUGUUUAUUUCUCUUAGUUCCCCUGUUAUUUUUGUGAGCUUUCUUGGUGACUUUUUCAAGGCAGAAUCCAAAUUAUUCGCAUUCGGGGGAACCAAUGAAAACGGGAUCAGUGUUUUUUCAACAGAUCUGAAAAGUAUAUUCCAUGGAAUUAUUGCGUGUGCCUCAAAAACCUAGUCACCAGUCGUAUACAGCAUGGGUAUUUCUUUACCUAAAAGUGCUUAUAAUGCAUUCUGAAAUUAUAUACUUGGCAAGCAUGUAACUGAUUCCUGAUGAUAAUACUCCGAGGAGUCUUAAAUCUGUAAAAAU